AUGACCAGUGUCUCAGGGGCAGCCGCUGGAAGGAUAGUUGCAGCUGCUGGUCUCACCGCCGCCAGUAAUAGAGACAUCAGUGAAAGUGAAGUCAGAGCAGCUGUCCGAGCCGCAAAGAAUGUAGUAGUCGUAGGCAUCGUCGGUCGCUGUGCCCUUGACGUUGUCGAAAGUGACGCCGCUGAUGGUGACGCCGUUUGUGGGUUCACCAGUGGCACCGCCGUUGAGGUAGUCUUGCUGGACGUCGAUGCCGUAGUCGGUGAUGCCGGAGACAGUGAUGUUUUGGUAGACGAUGUUGCUGAUCUGUUUACGUUUGGUAUCAGCAUUGCUCUUGAUGCGGCAACCGUUCUCGCUGUUAAUAACCUGAGAGUUCUUGAAAGUAACUCCAUCAACGGUGUUGUUGCUCUUUCCACCGACGGAGCCAAUGCUGAGACCGUGGCCACCAGAGCAGUACACGUUGUCAACAACAAUCUGAGUUCCACUGGUAACUGCAACACAGUCAUCCUGGUUGUAAACCUCGAUAUCCUCCAGGGUAAUGUAGUCACUGGAAGAGACAUCGAAUCCGUCGCUGUUGUGGGCUGCAGCCUUGCUGCCGCUAGCAGAGUUAGGCUCGUCCCCUGCGGUGUUGUUCAGAACGAGACCGGAGAAGACGACGUUCUGGCUUCCAGUGAUGCUGAAGCAGUGAACGGGCCAGUUCAUGAUGUUCAGGUUGGUGAUCUUGGAGUUGUAGGUCUUCUUAACGACGAAGAAGUGGUCAGGCCUGGGCAUAUCAGUUAG
This is a messenger RNA of Penicillium subrubescens, 774 nucleotides long. RefSeq lists its product as uncharacterized. The coding region runs from base 1 to 774 and encodes 257 amino acids. NCBI's taxonomy places the organism in Eukaryota, Fungi, Ascomycota, Eurotiomycetes, Eurotiales, Aspergillaceae. The record is from RefSeq and is a predicted model, not a curated record. The transcript has 2 exons.